Molecule: messenger RNA, 2228 nt
Organism: Amaranthus tricolor (Joseph's coat)
Lineage: Eukaryota; Viridiplantae; Streptophyta; Magnoliopsida; Caryophyllales; Amaranthaceae
Exons: 18
Coding region: 155-1939 (594 amino acids)
Biological process (GO): mRNA splicing, via spliceosome
Cellular component (GO): catalytic step 2 spliceosome; nucleus; U12-type spliceosomal complex
Source: RefSeq, a predicted model, not a curated record
AACUCAAAAUAUCUUUUCAGAAAAAAAUAAAUAAAAUUCUAUGCCCAAUUUACUCUUUCAUUUGUCCUCCCUCUUUCAAUCCCCCUCUUCCAUUUCCAAAAAAAAUUCCGAGUAGAGAGAAAGCUCACACAAGAGAGAGAAAACAACGGUGAACAUGACGGUGGAGGUAGCGAGCAACAAUGGAGUAGACACUUCUUCAGCGGUUGCAGUUUUUCAGAAUGGCGGCGUCGUUAAUGGCGAUUCAAAUUCUAACCCUAACAAUAAGAAGUCGAAGGAGAAUGAACGUCGACGUCGCCGACGUAAACAGAAGAAGAAGAAGAACAACGUUUCUUCGUCUUUGCAAAGUAAAGAAGAUGGUAAUGAGAGUGAUACUAAUGAUGCUGAUGGUGAUGCUGCUUCGCACCAGAUUUUGGAGCAAAUUGAGGUUAAAUAUGUGCCAGAAAAAGCGGACCUGGAUGAUUAUUUGCUUGUGGACUUCAAGGAGGUUUUUGAGAAGUUUAAAUUCAUAGAACCUGAAGGUGAUGAGGAUGAGAACAAAAAGGAUGAGACUGUUCAAGAUGCAGCUGGAAAGAAGAAAGCUGAUUCAGAUUCAGAUGAGGAAGAACAGGAUAAUCAGCUAAAGGAGAAAGGAAUCUCAAAUAAGAAGAAAAAGUUGCAAAGGAGGAUGAAGAUUGCUGAGCUGAAGCAAAUUUGUCGAAGGCCUGAUGUGGUAGAGAUUUGGGACGCUACUGCAUCUGACCCCAAGUUGCUGGUGUUUCUGAAGUCAUACAGAAAUACAGUUCCUGUACCAAGGCAUUGGUCUCAGAAGAGAAAGUAUUUACAGGGCAAGCGUGGUAUCGAGAAGCAGCCGUUUCAGCUUCCUGAUUUUAUUGCUGCAACCGGUAUUGAAAAGAUUAGACAGGCUUAUAUUGAAAAGGAGGAUAGUAAGAAGUUAAAGCAGAAACAACGUGAACGCAUGCAGCCAAAAAUGGGAAAGAUGGACAUUGACUAUCAGGUUCUGCAUGACGCAUUUUUUAAAUAUCAGACGAAGCCAAAAUUGUCAACAUAUGGUGAUUUGUAUUAUGAAGGGAAAGAGUUUGAGGUAAAACUAAGGGAGAUGAAGCCCGGUACUUUGUCUAAGGAGCUGAAGGAAGCUCUUGGUAUGCCUGAGGGUGCUCCUCCUCCAUGGCUCAUUAAUAUGCAGAGAUAUGGGCCACCUCCAUCGUAUCCACACUUAAAAAUCCCUGGGCUAAAUGCCCCCAUUCCACCUGGUGCCAGUUUCGGUUAUCAUCCUGGUGGCUGGGGUAAACCUCCUGUUGAUGAAUAUGGACGUCCACUGUAUGGAGAUGUCUUUGGUGUUCAACAGCAAGAGCAACCAAAUUAUGAUGAAGAGCCUGUGGACAAGUCUAAACAUUGGGGAGAUUUAGAAGAAGAAGAGGAGGAAGAAGAGGAGGAAGAGGAGGAGGAGGAGGAUGAGCAACCUGAAGAUGAAGAGCUUGAUGAUGGUAUUCAGUCUAUUGAUAGCUUGUCAAGUACUCCUACUGGUGUUGAAACACCUGAUGUCAUUGACCUUCGUAAGCAACAGAGGAAAGAGCCCGAGAAACCUCUUUAUCAAGUACUUGAAGAAAAAGAAGAGAAGAUUGCCCCUGGCACAUUGCUCGGUACAACUCACACUUAUGUUGUUGGAGCUGCCACUCAAGACAAAGACAAAGCAGGAGCUAAGAGGGUUGAUCUUCUUAGGGGUCAAAAGGCAGACAAAGUGGAUGUGUCUCUUCAGCCAGAAGAGCUUGAGUUAAUGGAAAAUGUAGUGCCUGCCAAGUACGAAGAAGCAAGGGAAGCGGAGAGACUACAUAGCCAACGUGAGGAUUUCAGCGAUAUGGUUAUAGAGAACGAGAGGAAGAGGAAGCGAAAGAUGCAAGAAAAGGAAGGGAAAUCAAAGAAGAAGGAUUUCAAAUUUUAAAAUGUCGGAUUUUGUUCUUUUCUUGAAAAUCCGAUCCCCUCGGUUGUAGUACAGUUGCUGCUAUGUUUUAUAGCUUAGAAAUAUAACCCAGCGAUGCAUCUUAUUCCUUGGUACUGUAAUAGCGUUCCUGCUAUAUUUUGGGUCACAUAAUACUUCUCUUUGUAGUAUAAAAUGUUUCUUAGUUUCGAUGGAAGGUUGAGUAAUUUUGUCUUGAUUUUUAGAUAUUGCAACCUUUAAAUUCUCCUUGUCGAAUCUAUGAAAGUAUCAUUUAGUUUUUGAGUUUUGUUUA